CGCCAGGGUGGCCUUUCGGCAAGCGAGGGGACCGCGCGCCGCGCUCCGCCCAGCUCGUUCCGCUCCGCAGAGCCGGCGCGGCCAGGGCGCAGGGAGGGCGGCACUCGGCCUCUGCCCCGCAUCCCCCCGGCUCUCCGGGCCGCUCCCCCGAGGUCUGAGCGCCCCGCGGGCAGGAGCUGGGCCGGCGCCCGCCGCUCGGAAGGCGCAGAGACGCGGGCUCACAGCUGCGGGUCCCCUCGCGCCCGGCCCGGGGCCCACCCGCACAAUCCCGGGCUGCCCGCGGGACGGACCGUGCGCGCGCCGCCGUCGGGGGCUGCAGCCUCUCGGCCGAGGGCCAGGGUCCAGUCCCAGCGACGGUCCGCACUGGACAGGUCCCUGGAUGAGAAGGAGCUGACCCCAGCCGAGUCCCAUCUUCUCUGCGUGCCGGGCAGCCGGGUGCUGUCGCCCAGGUGGCACCAAUGCCGAAGAACAGCAAGGUAACCCAGCGUGAGCACAGCAACGAGCAUGUCACGGAGUCGGUGGCUGACCUGCUGGCCCUGGAGGAGCCCGUGGACUACAAGCAGAGUGUUCUGAACAUGGCGGGUGAGGUGGGCGGCAAGCAGAAGGCAGCGGACGAGGAGCUGGAUGCCGAGGACCGGCCGGCCUGGAACAGCAAACUGCAGUACAUCCUGGCCCAGAUCGGCUUCUCAGUGGGCCUCGGCAACAUCUGGAGGUUCCCCUACCUGUGCCAGAAAAAUGGAGGCGGUGCCUACCUGGUGCCCUAUCUGGUGCUGCUGAUCAUCAUUGGCAUCCCCCUCUUCUUCCUGGAGCUGGCUGUGGGCCAGAGGAUCCGCCGAGGCAGCAUCGGCGUGUGGCACUAUGUGUGCCCGCGCCUGGGGGGCAUCGGCUUCUCCAGCUGCAUAGUCUGCCUCUUUGUUGGACUCUACUACAAUGUCAUCAUCGGCUGGAGCAUCUUCUAUUUCUUCAAAUCCUUCCAGUACCCACUGCCCUGGAGUGAAUGUCCUGUGGUCCGGAACGGGACCACAGCAGUGGUGGAGGCUGAGUGCGAGAAGAGCUCGGCCACGACCUACUUCUGGUACCGAGAGGCCCUGGACAUCUCCAACUCCAUCUCUGAGAGUGGCGGCCUCAACUGGAAGAUGACGCUGUGCCUCCUUGUGGCCUGGGCCAUCGUGGGCAUGGCCGUGGUCAAGGGCAUCCAGUCUUCGGGGAAGGUGAUGUACUUCAGCUCCCUCUUCCCCUACGUGGUCCUCGCCUGCUUCCUGGUCCGUGGGCUGCUGCUGCGAGGGGCGGUGGAUGGCAUCCUGCACAUGUUCACUCCCAAGCUGGACAAGAUGCUGGACCCCCAGGUGUGGCGUGAGGCUGCCACCCAGGUCUUCUUUGCUCUGGGGCUGGGCUUCGGGGGUGUCAUUGCCUUCUCCAGCUACAACAAGCAGGACAACAACUGCCACUUUGACGCAGCCCUGGUGUCCUUCAUCAACUUCUUCACCUCAGUGCUGGCCACCCUCGUGGUCUUUGCUGUGCUGGGCUUCAAGGCCAACAUCAUGAACGAGAAAUGUGUGGUCGAAAAUGCCGAGAAAAUCCUGGGGUACCUCAACAGCAAUGUCCUGAGUCGGGACCUCAUCCCUCCGCAUGUCAACUUCUCCCACCUGACUGCCAAGGACUACUCGGAGAUGUACAGGGUGAUCAUGACCGUGAAGGAGGACCAAUUCCCAGCCCUGGGCCUCGACGCCUGUCUGCUGGAGGAUGAGUUGGACAAGUCCGUGCAGGGCACUGGCCUGGCCUUCAUCGCCUUCACUGAGGCCAUGACGCACUUCCCUGCCUCGCCCUUCUGGUCCGUCAUGUUCUUCCUGAUGCUUAUCAACCUGGGCCUGGGCAGCAUGAUCGGGACCAUGGCGGGCAUCACCACGCCCAUCAUCGACACCUUCAAGGUGCCCAAGGAGAUGUUCACAGUGGGCUGCUGUGUCUUUGCAUUCUUCGUGGGGCUGUUGUUCGUCCAGCGCUCCGGGAACUACUUUGUCACCAUGUUUGAUGACUACUCGGCCACCCUGCCUCUCACAGUCAUCGUCAUCCUCGAGAAUAUCGCCGUGGCCUGGAUCUAUGGGACCAAGAAGUUCAUGCAGGAGCUGACGGAGAUGCUGGGCUUCCGGCCCUACCGCUUCUAUUUCUACAUGUGGAAGUUUGUGUCUCCAUUGUGCAUGGCUGUGCUCACCACGGCCAGCAUCAUCCAGCUGGGGGUCACGCCCCCCGGCUACAGCGCCUGGAUCAAGGAGGAGGCGGCUGAACGCUACCUCUACUUCCCCAACUGGGCCAUGGCGCUGCUGAUCGCCCUCAUUGUCCUGGCCACCCUGCCCAUUCCUGUGGUAUUUGUCCUGCGUCACUUCCACCUGCUGUCUGAUGGCUCCAAUACGCUGUCUGUGUCCUACAAGAAGGGCCGCAUGAUGAAGGACAUGUCCAACCUGGAGGAGAACGACGAGACCCGCUUCAUCCUAAGCAAGGUGCCCAGCGAGGUGCCCUCCCCCAUGCCCACCCACCGCUCCUACCUGGGCCCUGGCAGUGCUUCACCCCUGGACAACAGCACCAACCCCAAUGGACGCUACGGGAGCGGCUACCUCCUGGCCAGCACCCCUGAGUCGGAGCUGUGACCCCCCCCCAGCCCACCUCAUCCCGGCCCCCAGACCCAACCAGCCAAGGCCAGGCCCUCUGCCCACUAUUGAGGGUCUCCCCUGGCUCAGCCCCCACCCCAGUCCCGGCCAUUUCUGCCCCCUAAACCGGAUUGGGGGACCGGAGAAACUCUGCCCUCUAAUCCCCGGCCCACCCCAUCUAACCCUCUGAGAUCCUCUCACCAAAUCGCAGUUGAAGAACUGGGGUGACCCCUGAGUCCUGACUCCCAGCACAGGAGAGGCCCUGAGUCACCCAUGAAGGGUUACUCUGCUCUCCCUCCCCAUAACCUGCUACCUGCAGUUCUUAGGUCUCGGGGACACCCUCUAUGCCACCAGGUGGUGGUGGCAGAGGCUCUGGGGUGGGGGUGGGGACCCAGAGGCCACCUGGCCUGAUGCUGGGCUGGGGCUGGGCUUCUGUUUGUGUUCUGACUUGAGCACAGGCCUUGCGAGUCCUGGCGGUGGCUAGUAGGGGGCUCCUCUGCCCCCCUAUAUGUUCUUGCUUGGGGUGCAUGGGAUGUGCCCUCAAAUCCUGCCGGGGAGGGCCAGGACCCUCCCCACCUUCAUUAAGGCUUAGCAGUCUCCGCCCUGCCCCCUCCAUCUUAGAGCCCAGAGUGGGGGUCUCUGUCUCUUCCCUCCCGAGGAGGGUCCCAGAGCGCUGGAGACAGUUCACAGCACAAUUCAGAUGAUUUGGAGCACAAAAUUGCAAAGCACACCUCUCCACAGCCCGCCUGACCUUCUAGCUAUAGUGGCAGCUGCUUCCCUGGAAAGGGUCCCUGGAAUUCAGGAGCUCACCCACCCCCAGGAAGUUUUCCCCAGGUUCACACUGGGGCAAAACACGUAAUGUCACUGCCCUUUGGGGCCUUUACUUUCUUCAUACAAGCACAGCCUCCUGGUACGCGGUCACUCUGAAAGCCCUCCCACGCCUCCCUGGCCAUGGUGCAGGCAGGCCCCAGUCAGGGCCGGGAUACCAGAGGCUGCAAGAGGAGAGGCUAGGUUUCUGCCCUGCAGCCCAGCCCCGAGCAUCCCCUGAUCUUCCCACUGCCCAGGAACUGUCCGCAGUGGACAGAAUGGGAGUGUUAGAACCUGAGGGAGAGAAAGUGUCUGGGAAGAAAUGGAUGAAGCAAUGGAAGGAAGAAAGAAUGGAAGGAAAGAAAGCAGGGUGGAUGGACAGACAGGUGGAUGAACAGAUGAAAGAUGGAUGGAUGGAUGAAUGGAUGGAUGAUGGGUGGAUGAUGGGUGGAUGGAGAAGGUGAGUAGGUGGAUGGAUAGAUGAAUUCAUGGGUGGAUGGAUGGAAGGGUUGGUGGGAAAAUGGAUGGAUGGAUGGAUGGGUGGAUGGAUGGAUGGAUGGAUGGAUGGGUCGGUGGGAAGGUGGAUGGACGGACGGAUGGACGGAUGGAUGGAUGGAUGGAUGGGUGAUGGGUGGAUGAUGGGUGGAUAGAGAGGGUGAGUGGGUGGAUGGAUAGAUGAAUGCAUGGGUGGAUGGAUGGAAGGGUGGGUGGGAAGAUGGAUGGAUGGAUGGAUGGAUGGAUGGAUGGAUGGGUGAAUGGAUGGAUGGACGAACAGACUGAUGGAAGACUGUCUGGAAUAGCAAACCACCAUCUUUGAGUGCCUGGCUGGACAGGGCACAAGCAGGCCACAGAAGUAGGCCUUUAACAACGUGCUGAGGUGCGCUUGCACUUCUGACUGUGCUUGGUGCGGGGAGGGAUAGGCCCAGGAUUCUGUCUUUCACUCCUUAUUCCCUUGGCCCAGCCCCCCGUGCUGGGGGUAUCUUUCUCAGCCCCACCUGUCCUUCUGUGUGCGGGGAGAGGAGGACCCCCCUCUCCCCAAAGACUUGAGCUUCGUGGGCACAACAUCCCGCCUUAGCCCCCCUCACCUGACUACACCUCCUCCCUGACCCCAUGCCGAAUCCCAAGCAGAGUUAGCAACAGGAAAGCAAGGCCCUAGGAGACACAGCUAUAUAUACUCUUCUAUAUAUUCUAUUUCUAUUGUACAUUCAAUCUGUACAUGUGGGUGUAAAUGCUGUUAAAUGACAAACCCAAUAUUAUACUGUGGCUGGUGGACUAUUUUCAUCCUCAGUGCUGUACAGAUCUAUUUUCAUUGUAUAUUUGAUAUAUUUUUAAUUUUGUAGCUUGAGGCUGGGCCAGGCCCCAGCCCACCAGCCUGUGCCGGGGGCUGGGCCAGAGCCAUCUGCUCGGUCCCCCGGGUGAGCUCCGGGCUCCGUAGUGCUGGUUGCCUUUGCCGUAGGCGGGGCCCUGACCGGGCUGCCAUGUUAGACACAGGGCCCCGAGCUUGGUGUGUGCGCGUGUGUGAGUGUAUGUGUGUGCUGUGUGUGCAUUGUGGGUGUAGGUGCGUGUGGGGUGCUGACUUUCCCUUCCCAGUGUUUGUCCCCUUCCCGAAGCCCGCACCCGUGGUCCCCACCCCACCACUGCCUCCUCUCAGCUCUUCGAGGCCAGGCUCAGGGCGAGGUCCCUCGGGGAGUCCCCGAGGUGGGGUCAGGCACGGUUUCUUGCUGGCGACUCAUUGCCUUCAUACACUGGGCUUGCCAGAAACAGGGAAUUUGGGGCCUUGUAAGGGGGAACCCCCACCCCCAAUUUAUUUUCCAGCUAACCUCUCGCGAAUCCUACUCGCGUCAAAAAUUCUUCUCCUGGAGAAGCUCUGGCUUUCUAUCGAAGACUCAACCAGGCCGCCAAGGCCUCGCAGGGCCGCUGCCCUGGGCCUGCCCUCUGGUGAUCCCGACAGUGUUCAGAGGGGACAGCAGGCCUCCUCCCUGUGUUCUCAUACACUUCUGUUCGAGCCCCCGCACCACUGGGGCACCGGGAAUUGGGGAGAGGCCGGUGGGACACCUGCUGAGGAGAGACCCCCUCCCCAGAUCCCCCGAUGUGCAGUAAGUGGCCAAGGAGGGUCCUUACAUCUCUGCCUAGGGUCCCACCCCUGGCUUUGGUGCCAUCCCUCAGUGCCCACAGGGGACAGCAAACUCCAAGGCAGAAGCCCCAGAAGCACCCCAGGCCCUGGCCUCUGCCGACUCUCCAGCCCCCAUCACCAGCUUCUUGCUCAGGGAGCCUCCUGCCCUCUCCCCCGAGGCCCAGGUUGGGGGUGUUGCAUCCACGUGAUGCCUGCAAGGUCGGCUGUCCCUCCAGCAAUAAACUUGGGAGUAGCAGGACAAGUCCUUUCAGGCUGGCUGGCAGGGGGCCCUGAGGCUGGGGGGCCGGAAACAGUAUUAUAGUGGGGAGCUGUGUGGGGAUAGCUGCUGGCUGCCCUUCCUCACAGUGGCCCCUGCCCCCCACUGGGGAAAAGGAAAAAAGAGACUGAACAGAUCUGCCACUGAGUGUCUACUAGGCCCUGAAAUGUGGGGCUCUUGCCUCUGCUCUGGGGACCUGGCUAAGGGUCUGGGUCCCCUCUCAUGCCAAGCUCUGCUUUGUACAGACCCUAGCACACCUGGCAGGUACCACUCAGAACAAUAGAGCCCAUUUGCCCCUCAGCUGGUCAGAGCCCCUGGUCCAGAGCAUUCCGCCCGGGGAGGGGCAAGACCUAGUGACCCCAGAGUUCCUUGUCCCCCUUGCCUCCCCUCAUGGUGUAUAAUAAAGUGUCUGUUCUUACCGAA
Molecule: messenger RNA, 6262 nt
Organism: Sorex araneus (European shrew)
Lineage: Eukaryota; Metazoa; Chordata; Mammalia; Eulipotyphla; Soricidae
Gene: SLC6A17
Product: solute carrier family 6 member 17
Exons: 12
Coding region: 459-2642 (727 amino acids)
Biological process (GO): L-leucine transport; proline transport; glycine transport
Cellular component (GO): synaptic vesicle; plasma membrane
Source: RefSeq, a predicted model, not a curated record